Penicilliopsis zonata CBS 506.65 is the source of this 872-nucleotide messenger RNA. RefSeq lists its product as hypothetical. Gene Ontology annotation, biological process: peptidyl-L-cysteine S-palmitoylation; protein targeting to membrane. Gene Ontology annotation, cellular component: endoplasmic reticulum palmitoyltransferase complex; extrinsic component of endoplasmic reticulum membrane. Bases 99 to 839 code for a protein of 246 amino acids. NCBI's taxonomy places the organism in Eukaryota, Fungi, Ascomycota, Eurotiomycetes, Eurotiales, Aspergillaceae. The record is from RefSeq and is a predicted model, not a curated record. The transcript has a single exon.
GCAUCGCCGUGCCGCGCGGACAGAGGCGAGCGGACUUGCUGCUGUUGUCUCAAGAAGAAAAAGAAGAAGAAGAAGAAGAAGAGACGGGGCUUGAGAAUAUGACCGAGACGGGUCCCCGGCCCCCGGACUCGGCUUUCCUCGCCCACCACGAUGUGCCGCGCCAUGUACCCUCGCAACCAUCGUUGCGAUCCCAAUCCCAGAUUGCCUCGGUGCCUUCGCAGACGGGAGGGGCCAGCAGCAGCGGAACGGGAUUCGCGGGGGAAACAAUGAAUAUAACCAUGAACACGAAUCAUAACAACGAAGUGGCGGAGGAGCUCGCCUGGGGGCCCGCCCAUCCGUGUUAUCCGCAUCACAACCCACACGUCUCGGUCGAGUCGGACGAGUACGAGAGCACGCGGAUCAUCCGCAUUCGGCGCGACUGGAUGGUCUGCGGCGACCUGGCGCCCACCUUUUCCAACCUCUACCCGGAGAUCCUGGACCCGCUGCUGCCGGAGCAGGAGUUCCGCCGCAUCAUCGCCACCGUGAACGAGCAGCUUGUCCGUGCCUUUGACCCCUUCACACCCGGGACCUGGAUCGAUGGCGCGCUGGGCCUGCUCACCGGCUGGCUGUGGGAGGACGCGGGCGCCGCCCGCGUCAAACGCAACCUAGGCUCCGUCGAGGCGUGGCUGGAGCGCUGGAACCGCGACGUCGGCUCCAAAGACGGCGUGCGCAUCUGGAGUCUACGGCGAACGGCCUACCUCUCGCUCGAUAUCCAGAUCCCGGACCCGAAAGUGGGCAUCAUUCAGAGCGAGGGGGGGGUCUCCCUACCGGGCACGCGGCCUAGUAGUAUGGCGAGAUAACCCUCCAUUACCUUUUAACUCUAUUGACUUACC